AUGGAAGCUUGUAAACACUGCGUGGAAUCUGCUGCAAGGAUGUCUGGGAAGAAUAAAGGGAAGCUCAGUAAAGCGGAGCGUGAGAGUUUACAAAGGGAAGAGGAGGAGAGAAAGCUCAGAGAAGAAGAAGAGGCACGACUUAUAGCUGAAAAGGAGGAAGCUGAGAGGCUAGAGAGAGAACGGAAGGUGCAGGAAGAACGUGAAAGACUUGAGUCAAAGGACAGAGAUCGCAGAGAGGUUGAACUAACUGAACUCCGCCUUUUACUGCAAGCAAACAGUCAAGCUGCAAAUAAAUGGUAUGGCGACCUCAGAGCAAAGGCUAAGUGGGAUCGUUACAUGCGGUGUGAUGGCAGUCCUGAUCCAUCAGUGCCACGUGAGAUAAAUACCUUUAUGAAUCUGUGGAGGGACAACAAAUGUGUAGACAUUAACUCUGUAUGGUUGAAGUCCACAUUAGCAAUAAGUCUUAUAGAUGAAUUGGACCAGUUGUUGGCUGAGACGCCAGCUUUUGAGCUGAAUGAAAAAGAUGUGUUGGAGUACAAAGAAACGAUUCUCAAUUUACAGAACCUCACUCACUGUAAACUGAAUAGUGCCACUGAAGAAAUACUAAAGCGUUCUAACCUACUUGCUGACACAGAGACUGGGAACAUGCAGACCGUGAUAAAGAACAAGAACCUAACUCUAUGUGUAUGGGCAAACUUGAACAAGAAUCCAAGGUUCAAAGGCUAUGAAUUUAGUGACACUGGACUUUCAUUCGAGUUGCCAAAACAGCUGGCUUUGAGUGACAUUGCUGUGCGGAUUCUGCAUACUCAAUACGAUCAUCUGUCCCACCUCAGCAACACAUUUUACGCAAGGGUAAAGAAGUGUGUAACCCAGAGCCACCCAGCAUCACUAGCAGGCGAGAGUAAGAGUGACAGUAAAGAGGGUGAGGUGGAGCUACUCGAAGGAGAACAGAAGGAAGAUACAAAAAGUGUAUCGGUUACUGAAGACGAAAUCCAAUCUGUUAAAUCUGAAGAUAGAAAGCAGCAGAGUGCUAUGAGCUUAAUUUCAACUAAAGAUGAAACCAGAAGUUUAGCAGAGAAAAACAAAGAAGAGGGAGAAACUAAGACAGAUAGCCUAAUUGAAGUGAAUACUGAAGAUUGGUUGUGUGCAGUUCAGGAAGCAUCACUACCUGCACCGGAUGAGGAUCAAGAAGAUUUUCUAGAGGAAGACACAGUUGACUUGCGUCAGUUCACACCUUUGGGUGGAAUCUAUUACUUUGAUGUGUUUAAGCUUCCACCUCAACCUCAGAAUAUAAAAGGAUGGACAAUUGUGCAGCUGUUGGAUACAGGACUACAGACUUUUCCAUACCCCAUGGAAACCAUCAAAUCAAAUAACUCUGGUUCUGGGAAAUUGGAUGAGAAGGAAACGGAUAGCAGCAGUUUUACUUUUCCACCAGUAGGUGUCACAAUCAGUCUUCCUGACACAGUCAUGUUUUUGGAGGACCCUCAGGUUGCUAGAUGGGAUGCAGAAGGCAAACAAUGGAAAACGGACUGCAUUAGUGAUGUGAAAUAUGAUAAAGAAGCCAAACGCAUUUCCUUCAAGAUGGACACUUUUUACACUUUCACACUCCUGCAGGAGUCCCAUGUGAACAUGCCCUUUCAGUCUUGGGAGCUGAGACCACUGGGUUUAAAUAAUGCCAUUCUAACAGUUACUGCUGCAAUUCAAGAAGUAGAAAUAAUAAUUAAGGAUGGUCAAUGCAUGUUGAACUUAUUACAUUCGAACAAAGAUAACCUUUCCCACAUCAGAGGAAAUUGGAUGACCCCGGCUGCUCUCAUAAGGGCAAUGAGAAGUGCUGGAGUAAACAUCUUUGUGGAGGAAGAUUCAGAACGAUUUGUAAGCUUCAAUUCUAAGAAUCCGCAAGCAGAACAAGCUAUUUAUGAACAGAUGGCCCUGGUUUCAUCUGCAUAUGCUUUUUCUUGGAGCAAAUGGAAUGCAGUGUGUGGCACAGAACACAUUGUUAUACAGGUCAGUGAACACCUUAAGACAGACAAUGUGGCAGAUGAAGACUGGGCUUUGUAUUUGGUAAAUGCUAACAGGGCACUGCGGCUAAAGAUCACAGAGUACAGUGAGGAAUUCUCCACUGAUCUGGCAGAAAACAGCGAGUUUCAUUCCACGUUUUACCACAUGCUGAAAGAUGUAAUCAGUGAUGCAGCGUUGAACAGAAUUAAUCAAUCUCACUAUCUUUUUAUUGACUGUGUGCAAAAGCUUUUGACUGCGACCAAAGUGCUAUCAUAUUAGUGAUCUUUCAUACUUUAUUAUAGAAUUACUUUAUUGUGCACAUCGUUUUCUGAAAAACAUUAAAGUCAAAGAUUUACAUAAUUCAAGAUUUACAUAGUGGCACUUGCUUUUAACAUUCAGUCUUUGAAAAUUGCAAAUGCAUAUUUCCAAACAAAUAAUUUACAUAACAAAGUGCGUCACACCUGCAGCUCAAAGUAUGAACACAAUUGAAUACUCUACUAGACAAAAGUAAUAAGUUAAUGUUGUUUACAUCAAACCACUUAAAACAUCCCAGGAUAUCACAAAAUGUUAUUUGUUUAGCAAUGUUAAUUUAAAAAGGCAGCUUUUUCUGGUCUUUUCUUUAGAUAACAUUCAGUAACAAAAUGAGACUUAUUAACAUCUGUUAAACCUGAAAUAAUAAAAAAAGUGUAGAUAAGUUAAAAAAAAAAA
Messenger RNA from Polyodon spathula (Mississippi paddlefish), 2706 nucleotides. It is a transcript of the gene dnai7, whose product is annotated as dynein axonemal intermediate chain 7. Lineage: Eukaryota; Metazoa; Chordata; Actinopteri; Acipenseriformes; Polyodontidae. Gene Ontology annotation, molecular function: microtubule binding; beta-tubulin binding. The transcript is spliced from 15 exons. Gene Ontology annotation, cellular component: axoneme. The record is from RefSeq and is a predicted model, not a curated record. The coding region runs from base 1 to 2277 and encodes 758 amino acids.